Molecule: messenger RNA, 762 nt
Organism: Rangifer tarandus platyrhynchus (Svalbard reindeer)
Lineage: Eukaryota; Metazoa; Chordata; Mammalia; Artiodactyla; Cervidae
Source: the annotation of a GenBank genome assembly
AUGGCGGCGGCCGGCGCUGCUGCUGCUGAGCCGAACGAGGAGCUGGCGCCCGCGGCCGAAGCGCUGGCCGCAGCCCGGGAGCGGAGCAGCCGCUUCCUGAGCGGCCUGGAGCUGGUGAAGCAGGGCGCCGAGGCGCGCGUAUUCCGCGGCCGAUUCCAGGGCCGCGCGGCCGUGGUGAAGCACCGCUUCCCCAAGGGCUACCGGCACCCGACGCUGGAAGCGCGGCUGAGCCGGCGGCGGACUGUGCAGGAGGCCCGGGCGUUGCUCCGCUGUCGCCGCGCAGGAAUAUGUGCCCCAGUUGUCUUUUUUGUGGACUAUGCUUCCAACUGCUUAUUUAUGGAAGAAAUCGAAGGCUCAGUGACUGUUCGAGAUUAUAUUGAAUCCACUCUGGAGACUGAAAAAUCUCCCCAAAGUCUCCUGGGCUUAGCCAGGACAAUUGGGCAGGUUUUGGCUCGAAUGCACGAUGAAGACCUCAUUCAUGGUGACCUCACCACAUCCAACAUGCUCCUAAAACCCCCCCUGGAGCAGCUGAACAUUGUGCUCAUAGACUUUGGGCUGAGCUUCAUUUCAACACUUCCGGAAGACAAGGGAGUUGACCUGUACGUGCUAGAGAAGGCCUUCCUCAGUACCCAUCCCAACACUGAGACUGUGUUCGAAGCCUUUCUGAAGAGCUACUCCACCUCCUCCAGAAAGGCCAAACCAGUGUUAAAAAAAUUAGAUGAGGUGCGCCUCAGAGGGAGAAAGAGAUCCAUGGUAGGCUAG